AUACGCUUCUUCUUCAGCCAGGAACUACAAAGUACAAAAAAUCGAACCUUUUGUCUCUUAAAAAAAGUCAAAUUCCAAAAGAAUUUCAGACUUUUACGGUGUAAGAUCUCUUCGAUCCACCUAAAUAAGACGAAAAGAGUCAAUUGUUGUCUUCUACAUCUAGAACUCGUCGAAAUCGAAUAAGCUAAAAGAUGAGGUCUCGCGAAAUCAAACGGUGCCUGGCACUGUCUGUUCUUUUGAUCUACCAGGGAACGACUGGCGCUUUUGCUCUGGCUAGCGGACGUGCCAGUGCCAGCGGAAGUGCCAGUGCCAGCGGGGGUGCCAGUGCCAGCGGAAGUGCCAGUGCCAGCGGAAGUGCCAGUGCCAGCGGAAGUGCCAGUGCCGCUAUCACGACUUCAAGUAGUUCGACGAGCGGUCGCGGCAGUAUUGUCCACGAGGAAGCAACCUCUACUAGCACUAGCUCUACUACUAUUUCGAGAACUGCAAGCACUAGGCGUGGUAAUGCAAAUUUUUUGACUUCUGUACGUGAACGCGGAUAUCAUGAAGAACCUCCAUUGUGCAGAUCUGGAGAGGGAGACUAUGCGCAAGAACAGCAAGAACCCAAGAAGCACAUACUUCUGUCAGCAGUCCCAGAUGAAGUUAUUUUUCAUCGAAUUGCUGUUGGGGAAGACGAGCGGUCGAGGAUGGGGGCUGCCGCGCCAGUCCCAGCAGGACAGGAGAGUGUAGUAACGAGCGGAGAGAUUGCAGAGGCGCUUUUCAAUUCGUUGGGACAUCUAUUAAGGGUAGUUUUUCAGUAUCCCAUGUGGACUACGCUGAGUGGGCUCAUCCUGAAUUUGGAGGGGAAGCUAAGGGGCAAAGAGGGCAACCGACUCGACUCGGGACAGUGAAAAACUACCUUUAAACCUAGCGUGUGUGCCUGACGUCAACCUGUUUCCGAACAGAGGAGCUCGAGCCCCCGAGCCAUCUACGACAAUGCUACACGAUGUCCUGAGGCAUUAUCACACCGAGCAGGCGGAGAAACACCAAAACAAGGUUUUAUGAUGAGGAUGAAAUUGAAAGUACGGCUUAGUUAUUUUUAUAGUUUUUUAGUCAUGUUGUUCAUCGUCGUUUUUCGUUUAAAGACUUGUAAGUACAGCUUAGGCUACAAUUUUUGAUAGUCUAUCAUUCGGUCUUCUUGCUAUUCUUAAUAGAGUAGUCAAUCUCGUCAUUAAUCCUCACAUUUUAAGAAGGUACAAGUCGAGUGAAAAAACCUCAAUACUAUUUGAUAAAUUGGGCCAUGAGGUAACAUGACAUGGCAUUACUUGUGAUUUUCUUUCAAAUUGCAGCUCUAGUUCUUACAUAUACAUAGGAGGUUACCUCCUACUAGCUAUGUUGGCUUCACCACUAUGACUAUACAGGAGGUUACCUCCUAGCUACUUAUGUUGCCUUCACCACUAUACAUAGGAGGUUGAGGUUCCUGGAAGAUCCGUUGCAACGAUUAUCUUACCUGAACAAGAUGAAGAUGGUCAUACAUCCUCAUGAUCUUACCUUUCAUUUAGACGGCGUGGUGGCAUUGUGAGCUUUCUUGGUUCUCGUGAUGCGGGCCGGGUGAUGACCUUGCUUCAGAGGCGUGAAGUUGCAAAGUCUUCAGCUGGCUAUCUUUAUGGCCCCACAAAACACACUUCUCCAUGUGAGAGAGUCCCGAGCCCUAUACAGACUACUUACUUUGGUCCAUCGCGUCUUGUAUAAUAGGUGUAAUGGUCUUCAGACAACUGUCUUUACGUCGGAUCCCGUUAAUGUUAAAUUACUGCGCUGGUAGUUGUCCCUGGGGGAUUCUCAGGCUGUACUGAGGCAAGUAGCGGGAUCUAUUCACGGGAUGGGUUGCGGGUAGCUCUAAUAUCCACAUCUAGUGAAUGAAGCCGUUGUCUCCACGCUUCGGGCAUUGAUCAAAGAGUGCGAAGAUGGCCGUCCCCUUUACACAUCCCAACGUCCUGUGUGGCCCGCUCCUAUUCAGCCGGAGGGACGUUUUUUAAGGUUUCAACAGAAGCAGAACUCAAAUAAAGGUCACUGUGUUCAUGAUAGAGUAGUUUUCUUCCUUCACUUAUGCUGUGUAAGAUUCACUUCAGACCUGACCAGGGAGGGUUAGACAUGAAGCACAUGAUCAUGACCAUUAUGCAUUCACUGCGAAAAAUAUUGUCGUGGUUCUUCAGCUUUUAGAACUGCUGUCUAGGUAAAAUGGCCUCAGGAGGCACUACUUGACUGGGUGGCCUCAUGAGUAGACACAAGUUGCUACUACAGAGGAGGCGCCAUCACAUGACAAGGACCGCUAUUAUAUUUAAGUACUACAACCUAAAGUUUAAGGUUACAUAUACUAAUAUAUAAAGAUAAGUAAAUUAGUAUUAGUCCUCUGCCUGAGAUCGUAUACUAAUUAAAUGAGUCUAAUUCUACACUCUUCUGCCUUAGAUCGUCAUGAUUUUGUGUUUCAGUUGGCUCAUUGUGCUGCGAAGGGCUCGGAGUCACGAUGUCAUCCUUUGAUCGUUGAGACGCUUGCCGGAACCUUGACCAAGGCCAGAAAUUUUGUUGAACUAGCGUUAUGAGGAAAGUUGUAGGUUGUUUAUUCUAAAGAACCUUUUUGUUGAAGUAGAGUUAAUUAUGAGGAAAGUAGUAGCUGUAGCUUGUUUCUUCUAAAGAACUUUUUUUUAUGAGGAAAGUUCAAAUUGUACUAGGUUGUUCAUCCUCAAUAACCGAAUCAAAAGCCUCCUCGUGAGUAGAAGAAUAUUAAGUACAAUAAUCUUCAAAGUAGAAACACAAGCCAAGUUUGAAUUGUAUGAAUGAAAGAAGCAGAUGAUGAAGGACAAGGAUUCGAAAUCUUAAAAGAAGCUUUUCGAAUCCUUCAUCAUCUGCUUCUUUCAUUCAACGAUAGCACUUCUUUGGUGGAGUAGCACUCUUAGACGCGCAGUGUACACGGUUAGUACUUCACUUUUUCGAAGAUGUACAACUACUGCAUCUAGUUGUAGAAAUCCUGCUUCGCCGUGUACAACUUUUGUACAAGAGCGGCAUCUCCUAGAACUGCUAAUGUUGGAUCAGGUGACAUUGUUGCGGUAUGUCUGCACUGGUGAGAACAUUCCCGAGCGAUUGCCACAUGAAGAAUCGAGGCAGCGCAGCGACAUUAUACCGUACCUGACGACAACACGCACACGACGACCAGAAGGAGAUGAACCCGACCAGAAUCAUGCACAAUUAAGGCUCGUCUUGGAUUUUGUUUGAGGCAGAAGGGUAAGUAACUAAGAGAACAGACCUCUACUAGGAUGUUGUUUGAUACCUGGACUUUUAUUCGAUACCUUGCAUCCACAAGCUGGAGUGCGCUACAAGGAGGAAAACUAUUCUUAAUCAAAUAUGACCUCACGGAAGAUUAAGUGUAGUCCUCUCAGUUGUUUGCUUCUUGGACUCUCGUCUUUGUCAGAUCUUCAUUGACAAGAUGAAUUAGGUAUUCGAAAACUCAAAAUAACCGAGUUACUGACUGAAAUAAGGGAGGUAGCUUCACGCCAAGGCUAGUACGCUUCCUUCUCAUCAGUAUCUCGGUUAUUCUGAUCCGUUACUUGCUUAUUUCAGUUUUUCGAAUAAGCCACUUUGAGGAGCAGCGCUAAUAUUACUAGAACAACAGGGUGGACCGAAUACUGGCCUCACGAAGAUCGCAUCCUCAUCUUGUCAUUGCAGUGCGAGAAGUAAGAAAAAAGCCCUGGAGGCCUUGUUCAAUACGUUGCGUCUGACAGAGCCAGAGCCGAAAAAAUGGAAUGAGGAGGAGCGGGGUGAGGAGUUAUAUGUAAGAAUAAUAAACGCGCAGAAAGCUGUGCUAUACGCAAUUCUUCAUAUUGCCAAGGGUCCGCCAGGUACGAGGGACGACCAUUAUGUCCGAGGUACGAGGGAAGAUGAAGAUCCGAGUCCGACGGAAGAUCAUGCUGCAGAUUACGGCCUCCUCCAAUCCAUCUUCGGAAUCAUCAUGGAGAAGCUUUCCAAGUGGAAAAGCGCUCCAGGAUGCGUCUCAAGAUGGAUUUGGGCGAGCUCUAGUCUAAGCAGCAUCCCAAAAAACCCAAAAAGGCCAAGGCCAAGCAUCUCCUGCGGAAACAGAUCUGCUCGCUGACGGGCGUUCCAUGCGACAGUUUGCUGUGACCGAGUUGCUCAAGUGGGUCGCUGAGGUUAACGCGAUGGUUGAAGAUGAAGAAAACCUUGAGAUUCGCCAUAUACCGGUCAGCGUCCAUGAAGUAAUGCGUAAGAUCUUGCCGGAACUGGUCGAGCAUGAGUCCGGAGAUGAGAAUGUGAUGGACGCAGUGUGGCAGUUUAAGGCCAGACUUUCACUAACGUCCCAUGUGGAAUACGUAUGCUGAGUGGAGUGGUCCCCUCCUUUGAUAUUGAUGUCUUGAUCGUGAAGGGGAAAGAAACCAUCUAAGGGGGACAAAUAUCUAAGGGGGAAAAAGGGGAAUUCAAUCCAUCCGGCAUAGUGAAAAACUAGCGUUAAGAAGUACGCGAGACAUCGUCAGGGUUAUGAACCCGUUCCGCCGUCGUUUUCUCACCCUGAAGACUCUUCGUCUCUCCAUGCUUACCUGAAGGUAAUCCCCGGUCCUGUUUUCCCGAACAAGAUUAGGAAACUAGCAGAGAUUUUGCAGCCAAGCAGCCGUGCCACUAGAAGAGGAGAAGAAGGUGCUGACGGAGGUGAAGUCAACCUUAAUAAAGAAAAAACGGAGCCACUACAGAACCAAGAAUCAUUUGAGCAAGAUAAUAACAAGUUGUUCUUCGUGCAAAAUAUAUUUCGUGGCUUUGUAUUGACUAUUCUAGAGCAGUACUUCGCAACCUAUUUCUAUCCUCGAUAUCUAUCGACGACCACUUGUGCUUCAUCUUCGUCUUCCGCUGGUCAGCAGCAGUCCACGUUGGAAGAGAUGCAGCACGUAGCUCUUGCUACCACCGACGAGGUAGCCCCGGAAAGACAAGAAACUACAGAUGACCGAGAUCAGGAUGACAAGGAUCCUUGCUUGACUACUAAUUUCAACCUUUGGUAUGGUCAGCUUUUAUCCAUCUGUCUCGGCAUCUUGGUACCCUUUAUUUCCCUUGUAUUUCAUGGGAAAGGGACCGGGAUGAGGUGGCCAAGACGAAUAAAAGCCGUCUCUAACUUUGGUUAGCGACGAAUGGGAAGAAGUGGCUCUGGUCGGACUCAACAUAUGAGCCGGCCGAGAGUCGCAUAGUCAAAGCGUUGAUUCAGAUGGACACGGAGGGUAAUGCAGUAAAAAAACGUCUAUUAGGUGGAGCAUUACCCGAGCAAGAUUCUACUCGUAACGAGGGUAAUAAGAUGAAACGAAAGAGGAUACACGAACAAGACGAGACAAUGGAGAUUGAAGGAGACGAUGAAAAUAGCAGCGAGCAGGUAGAAGUUGGACUUGUCCCAGAGGCAAAAGCGAGUCAAAAUCAUCUUGAUAUUCAAGAAAGAAUCGUUAUCGAUUCGUUUUGGAAGCUUCUUUUUCUAGAUAAUUUACGUCCAGCAUGCUGGGGACUAUUUCGAACGGCUAUGAAAGGCCUCAAGCUUGCUGUCGGAUUUGGGGACCCAGACGUGGCUAUAGCAGUAGCAAAUGUUGUCAUGGGAGAGGAAAGAACAAGCGAUGGUAGAAAGAUUUCCUUAAGGCCGCUCACUGUAUAACUACUCAUCUACUUUUUAUCUAUAUGAAUCAGGGCUGCACGGUACCCCCCCUGUGGAUCAUAUUUAUAAAUAUAUUUAUAUGAUUGAAUAUAUAAGAAGAUAGAACAAGAAAAGAAGCAUGAGCGUCUUUGACCCCCUUUCAUGAAAUUUCACUUGUUAAAAACUUUUACUUCGUGCUGGAAACUACCGAGCGUGUGGGGUGGUUGAAUGCUGCCCAUUCGCUCAGCGCGUGGCGUAUUCUUCGUCAUUAUAGUUGAGAUUUGGCUAGUACGUAGAGGAGCCCUCAAUGCAUAAGCUCUGGAAUCUUCAGCACAUGCUUCACAGUCAUUAUGGGGACGGCUGUGCACCAGAAAAAAUUUCCUGUCUGAUCGAGGAGGGCGCCGCCGCGACCGCCCGCCGCAAUUCUCAGAAGCGCAAAGGUUACCGGUCUGGGGAUGUUUGAGCGAUUUCCUCUGCCUUUUUGAGAGACCCGAGUGCGCCGCGCAUUUCAGACAGAUGAUGCCUGGCCUUAGUGUAGUAGAGGGGCCCACUGAAAAGGGGGGAGCGUCUUAUCGCUCUCCCUUGCUGAGAGAGUGAUCCUUUUCACUUCUCUCCCGUCCGCUGUUAGCAUAAUGGUGGCUAACAGGCAUAAGCUAGCCCCUUUUGCAGGAGUAGGCGCUCCGGUUCCUGUUUUUCUUUUUGGUUUUUUUUUGGCGAUUGCAUUUGCGGAAGGCGGUCGAGGAAGAUGGAGCGAAGCCGGAAGGCCCUGGUUUAGAGUAGCGCCACCAGUGUGGGCGUAUAGCUGAACGAAGAAGCCCCAGCGAUUCUACGUGGGCUGACUCGCCCUAAAGUCAGUGGAUCUCUGUAGUGGCGCCGCCCUUUGCGCCGUGUCUCCGCCGCUUGCAGCGUCAGGCCCCAGGUAGCAUAUGGCCACGCAGAAGCUCUAGCUUUAGCCGUGUUCGAUCCGCAGGGGCUAAGUCGUUGUCGCUCGGGGUGCGUCGGGUGUGCGGUGCCAUCAUCGUUCUGCUUAUGCGCCGUCGACUAAAAUGGAUGCCCGUGGGGCUUAGGCUCUAGCUUUUCUACAGCGGUUGCCGUCGUGCUUAGUCGUUUGCGUAGUUGUAGUGCCUGGCUUCAGGCUUCCCACGGGGUAAGUCAGUGGAACUAUUGCGGGAAACUGUAGACCCAGGCAACAAAAGAAAAGGCCUGGGUGGAGCACGUGGGUGGAUGGGCUAUACGAAUAUGAUAGGUAAGAAGCAUGAUCGUCUUUGACCCCUUUUUUUAAAAUUUCACUUGUUAAAAUGUAAAGGCAAAGACGGUUUCUUGCAUCAAAAUAGAAGACACCAGCUAUUGCGGGUCAGGACGGAGAGGCCCGCCUCCUCUAAUUAUAUUUGAGGAACGAACGGCGGACGACUGCUUCAUCCCUCCGCUUGGUCUUGCACAAUUGCGUGAGGAACUACUGGCAAGUAUCAACUUUCUGGGACAAGAGGCACUACCAAGAUUGACUCAGAAUCUUCGAUCCUUUGGAGGUAUUUUUGUACAUAGGUGGCAGACAGUCUAAAGCUUGGUUUUCAAGAUCCUAGCUCUUUCUUUCUUAACAGGACUAGGUGUAAAUAACGAAAGCUCAUCUCAAUGAAAUAAAUUGUCGAAUAGCCACCAGUUUGUUUAGACGCGACCGCACUGCAUGGAAAAAACCACCGUUGCAACUUCUCCCGAAUAUGCCCCUGCACUUGAGUCCCCAUACUCAGAGCAAUACCUCGCGGGGUAAUUAAGUGGAACUAUUGCGGGAAAUUGUAGACCCAGGCACCAAAAUGAUAAACCUCGCGAACAGAUACAUGAGAGAAGGAAUGUGCAUAGAUGUCAAUCUAGAACUUAGCUUUCAGGAACUUUCCAACUUGUUUUCAUUAAAACAGGAACUGCUGUGGAGCUUUCAUCUGCUGCGUUUUCAUCGUGCGCUACUUUUCGUGCGCCUGCUUCUACCUUGGAUGAAGAUGAAUCCAAAGAGAAAUUAAGUGUAGAGUUUAGGAGUUUCCGUCCCUGUUACUGUUUGUUUUGCCUCUCCUAAAAGGGAGAACGGCAGAACAAACGGGAAACAGAAACACCAAAAUCUUACGUCUAAAGAAAGCUGCGAAGACUUUCGCGGCUCGUGAGCGUGUAGUUGAGGCUCUUUUUUUCGCGUUGCGUGGUGACAUCCCGGAUAUUCACUUUCAGUUGUUGCGCCUGGCAAGGCGUUAUAAAGAUGGAUCCCUGUGCAGAAUCUACGACACAGUUGCAGCGGCGCACAGCUUGUGGGCACCCGAUCUUCGUGAAAGGGCUUUAAAGGGUCUGGCCAUGAACGCUAUACACCACUUAUUGGCGGAAGAUGAGAUCGCGCGACUGCGUGAGGAAGUUGAGAAAAUUCUUCUGCGAGCUGCGGAAGUUCCUACUGCACAUGCCAUUUAUGGACAGACUGCUCAAUUAAAAGUGUUGUAUAACUCGAAGGUGUAAAAUACCAGGUUGGAUGCGGGAUCAUCAUCGUACUAUCUGUACCUUGAAGGUGCUGUAAGUGUAUAUGACAAUGAAAAUGAAAAUAGUAUUCUUUGAUGUUGUUGAAGAUGGUCUGCCUCUGGCUGCUCUACUAGAGGGUAGACAAAACUACACUUCUUAUAUCUAUGAAAUGCCGAAGUCUUUAGUGGAUGAAGCACAUCGAGUUCGGGAGCAGAUUCUUAGCCGAGUUGAGACGAGUGGAUGA
Messenger RNA from Amoebophrya sp. A25, 8372 nucleotides. The record is from the annotation of a GenBank genome assembly. Lineage: Eukaryota; Dinophyceae; Syndiniales; Amoebophryaceae.